This is a messenger RNA of Camelina sativa (false flax), 866 nucleotides long. RefSeq names its product peroxynitrite isomerase Rv2717c. NCBI's taxonomy places the organism in Eukaryota, Viridiplantae, Streptophyta, Magnoliopsida, Brassicales, Brassicaceae. The record is from RefSeq and is a predicted model, not a curated record.
AUUUAUCAAUCAGCUAGUUUUAAAAGGAUGUUUAUCAGUUUGUUUAUGUAAAGAGUGUUCAACUUUUCUAAGAUGAAAGAUUUAAUUCAAUAACUAAGUAAGUAGUUUUACUUCGGGGGCCUUGUAUUAUUGGGCCUGCUUUAGCAUAUUCCAAGUAAAUAUGAUUCACCCACCAACCAAAUCAGCUCAGAGUAAGACUCUGUUGUUGUUGUUGUUGUUUCCGGCGAUGAAUCAGAUGGAAGCGCCGCCGCUUCACCCCUUGGUAGAGCCGUUGUCGUAUCUGUUGGGAACUUGGAGAGGACAAGGCGAAGGUGAGUAUCCGACCAUACCUUCCUUCCGAUUCGGAGAAGAGCUCCGUUUCUCACAUUCCGGCAAGCCCGUGAUAGCGUAUACGCAGAAGACAUGGAAGUUGGAAACAGGAGCUCCGAUGCACGCAGAGAGUGGUUACUUUCGUCCAAAGCCAGAUGGUUCCAUCGAAGUCGUCAUAGCUCAGAGCACAGGUCUCGUCGAGGUCCAGAAAGGAACAUACAAAAAUGGAUCAAUCUUGCUCAAAAGUGAUAUUGUGGGAAACGCAUCAAAGGUGAAGGAGAUAAGUAGAGCAUUUGAAUUGGUUGAUGGAGGAAAACUAGCUUACGUGGUUCACAUGAGUACUACCACUAUUAACCAUCUUCAACCACAUCUCAAAGCCAUACUCCAUAAGAUCUAAAUUUCAUAGUUACUUCCUAUGUAGGGAUCACGCUGUUUAGUUCUGCAAGUUGUAACAACAUUUUGAUACUCUCUUUUGUAAGAUCAAAAUUUCCUUGCAAGUGGGAAUCAAAAGAAAAAGGAACAAGAUUGGAGUAUUAAAUGGGCUUUUCUUGAUAACA